Molecule: messenger RNA, 732 nt
Organism: Copidosoma floridanum
Lineage: Eukaryota; Metazoa; Arthropoda; Insecta; Hymenoptera; Encyrtidae
Biological process (GO): anatomical structure morphogenesis; cell differentiation; regulation of transcription by RNA polymerase II
Molecular function (GO): DNA-binding transcription factor activity, RNA polymerase II-specific; RNA polymerase II cis-regulatory region sequence-specific DNA binding
Source: RefSeq, a predicted model, not a curated record
UAAUAAGCAUCGUUAGAGAUCAUCAUGGAGCAAGUAUUUCCGAACCUGUCCCUCCUGCCGAGCUCGUGUUACUACGACACUCCAGGUAAAAUGCAUCAUCCCCAUCAGCUGUCGUCGCAGCAGGUUUUUUGGCUGGCGCUUCAGCAACGCUGGGAUGAAUUGACGAGUCGUCAUCCCAUGCACCAUCAGCAAGGCCCGGAUUCGCGUCCGAUGAUUCGCUGCGAAAAGCCACCCUACUCGUACAUCGCUUUGAUAACGAUGGCCAUAAACUCGACGGCCCAGCGUCGGCUCACGCUGUCGGGCAUCUACCGCUACAUAAUGGAUCGUUUCCCGUACUACCGGGACAACCGACAGGCCUGGCAGAACAGCAUUCGCCAUAACCUCAGUUUGAACGAGUGCUUCGUCAAGGUGCCCCGGGACAGGACCGACGAGGAGGCUAUAGCUUCGCACGGCAAGGGUAGCUUUUGGACUCUCGCGCCCUCGGCAACGGGGAUGUUCGAGAACGGCAACUACAGGCGCCGCAAGACCAGGAAACAACGUCAGAUUAGACUCAGGCAUAGCCACUGCAAGAGAAAUAGCGGCGUCUGUCUGCGGAUGAUCAACGGAACGGCCAACGAUGCCGCCGCCGAGGCUGGUGAUGGCUUGGAUAGCCGAGCUGUAGGUACGAGUAAUUCCGCUCUGUUCACCAUCGACAACAUACUGAGGAAGAAGGCGUCGUCGCCGGUGAGCUGA